This is a messenger RNA of Recurvomyces mirabilis, 1452 nucleotides long. RefSeq names its product CDP-diacylglycerol--glycerol-3-phosphate 3-phosphatidyltransferase (gene PGS1). Gene Ontology annotation, molecular function: CDP-diacylglycerol-glycerol-3-phosphate 3-phosphatidyltransferase activity. Gene Ontology annotation, biological process: cardiolipin biosynthetic process. Gene Ontology annotation, cellular component: mitochondrion. NCBI's taxonomy places the organism in Eukaryota, Fungi, Ascomycota, Dothideomycetes, Mycosphaerellales, Teratosphaeriaceae. Bases 1 to 1452 code for a protein of 483 amino acids. The transcript is spliced from 2 exons. The record is from RefSeq and is a predicted model, not a curated record.
AUGCCACCAUCUCCAGCUGCAUCGCUGGCGAGUAUAACGGGCGAACUGGAUAAGUUGACACCGCGAUUCGAUGUACCAGCCGACUGCAUUCAGAUCAUACAGUCACCGUCCGAGUUCUAUGCUACUCUAAAAGCGAAAAUUGCUGGUGCAAAACGACGUAUCUAUCUGUCGACGCUUUACGUUGGCAAGACAGAGCACGAGCUAAUUGAGACUGUACGGACGGCACUAAAGAACAAUCCUGAGCUCGAAGUAUCUAUACUAACAGACGCUUUGCGUGGGACACGAGAAGCGCCAAACCCAUCAUGCGCGAGCUUACUUGCAUCUCUCGUCCGAGACUUUGGCUCAGAGCGUGUCGAGAUACGACUAUAUCACACGCCGAACUUGACUGGUCUACGCAAAUCGAUGAUUCCAAAGAGGAUCAACGAAGGAUGGGGACUCCAGCAUAUGAAGCUCUACGGCGUCGACGACGAGAUAAUCAUGUCUGGGGCCAAUCUAUCUGACGACUAUUUCACCAACCGUCAAGAUCGAUAUCAUGUCUUCAAAUCGAAGGACGUCACAGACUUUUUCUACCGUGUCUACCGCACAGUCUCGGACAUGAGCUAUCGCGUCCUUCCUACGAGCGAAGGCAAUGGCUUCACAAUGGACUGGCCAACCACAAAUAUCCAGCCCGCUCCGCUAGAAGAUCCAAACGGUUAUGUCAAAGCGGCUACACAAGCACUAGCGCCACUGACGCGGCCGAUUGCCUCGUCCACAAAGACCGAGAAACCGAGCGACACUCACGUCUAUCCACUGCUUCAACUGACGCCUCUACUCAAGCCGGACACUUCGACAGAGCUUCCCGCACUCACCACCAUCCUCCGAAAGCUGGGCACACCCGAACUCGCAGGCUCAAAAUGGACCUUCACAGCCGGCUACUUCAACAUGACGCCCGAAGUCCGCCAACUCCUUCUCAACUCCUCACCUUCCUCAGCAACAGUCGUCGCCGCCUCACCAUGGGCCAACGGCUUCUACGGUAGCAAAGGUGUCAGCGGCAUGCUACCAGCAGCUUACACUCUCCUCUCCCGCCGCUUCCUCGACGCCGUGAACCAAGCAGGAUGGAGCCAACAGAUCGCGGUCAAAGAAUGGCGAAAGGGCACAGUCAAUACUCCCGGCGGCUGGACAUACCAUGCCAAAGGGAUCUGGAUCACUCUACCAGGACAGCAGAACCCAAGUAUCAGCCUCGUAGGGAGCUCAAAUUACACGAAACGCAGCUAUUCGCUAGAUCUAGAAGCCAACACGCUUAUCGUGACGAGUAAUCCGGAUCUGCAGAAGAGGCUUGGAGCCGAGGUGAAGUGGCUGCAGGAGUACACGACCACGAUGACGAGGGACGACUACGCGAAGACGGAGAGGAGAGUGGGGUUGCAUGUGAGAAUAGCCAUGUGGAUUGUAACAUUAGUUGGUGGGGCAUUAUAA